Canis lupus familiaris (dog) is the source of this 2805-nucleotide messenger RNA. RefSeq names its product GLIS family zinc finger 1 (gene GLIS1). Lineage: Eukaryota; Metazoa; Chordata; Mammalia; Carnivora; Canidae. Bases 35 to 2434 code for a protein of 799 amino acids. Gene Ontology annotation, cellular component: nucleus. The record is from RefSeq and is a predicted model, not a curated record. Gene Ontology annotation, molecular function: DNA-binding transcription factor activity, RNA polymerase II-specific; RNA polymerase II cis-regulatory region sequence-specific DNA binding. Gene Ontology annotation, biological process: regulation of transcription by RNA polymerase II. The transcript has 10 exons.
UCUACCCCCCAGCGGCGCGCCCUGCGCUGGCGCCAUGCACUGCGAGGUGGCGGAGGCGCACUCAGACAAGAGGCCCAAGGAGGCCCUCGGCGCCCCGGGUCCAGGCCGCGGGCCCUCCGGCCUCGGCGGCACGCACAUGGCCUUCAGGGUCGCUGUGAGCGGCGGCGGCUGCGUGGACGGGGGCCCGCGUGACCUGCUGCCCCGGCCGCCCGCGCCGCUGCCCUGCGCCCACGACCUCCUCCGCCCACGGAGCCCCCGAGACUAUGGUCCGUCCAAGGCCACCGCCGCCGCCGCCGCCGCCGGGAAGGUGAAUGGGAGCUACGGCCACUGCACCCCAGGCUCAGAGAAGAGCCUGCUGGACCUGGACCUUGCAGAGGGCCCUGGCCCCACCUGCUGCCAGGGCCUUUUUCUCCCUGCGGGCACGCCACCACCCCGGGGCCAGCCCCCCGCCUGCGAGAGGCUCCUGCACUUCCCCCACCCGAGCAGGUCGCCCAGACCUCAGGCCGCGUAUGUGAAUGGUGGCCUUCCGGCCACACAGCACAUCAAGCAGGAGUCCCUGCCUGACUACCGGGCCAUGACGGAAGCUCGCCCACCCCUGUCUGCUCACUGCCGGGCCCCGCCAGCCACUGGCCUGCACGCGGACCUGGACCUGCCGGGCCGAGGCCUCACUAACCCCACACCUUCCUGCUACCUUCUGGGCAGCGACCCCGGCUCUGGCCUGGGUCCCCAACCUGAGGCCCACCUCCCUGAGGGCAGCCUAAAGCGCUGCUGCCUCCUGGGCCUGCCCCCCACCUCCUCGGCCUCGUCUUCCCCCUGUGCCUCCGACGUCGCCUCCAUCCUCCGUUCUUCCCAGACAGCUCUGGUCACCUGUGUGAAUGGACUCCGGAGCCCCCCUCUGCCAGGAGACCUGGGGGGGCCUCCCAAGCGGGCCCGGCCUGGCCCCACCACCACGGAGAGCCACGAGGGCAGUUUGCAGCUUGAAGCCUGCCGGAAGGGGGGCUUCCUGAAGCAGGAGCCUGCGGAUGAGUUCUCAGACCUCUUUGGGUCUCACCAGCCAGGCCUGCCACCCCCCUACCCCGUGUCUCAGUUGCCGCCCGGCUCAGGCCUUGGAGGCCUGGGGCUGGGCCUGGCUGGCCGGGGGGGCACUGGCCGGCAAGCAUGCCGGUGGGUGGACUGCUGCGCGGCCUAUGAGCAGCAGGAGGAGCUGGUACGGCACAUCGAGAAGAGCCACAUUGACCAGCGCAAGGGCGAGGACUUCACCUGCUUCUGGGCGGGCUGUGUGCGCCGCUAUAAGCCCUUCAACGCCCGCUACAAGCUGCUCAUCCACAUGAGAGUGCACUCGGGUGAGAAGCCCAACAAGUGCAUGUUUGAAGGCUGCAGCAAGGCCUUUUCACGGCUGGAGAACCUCAAGAUCCAUCUGCGGAGCCACACGGGUGAGAAGCCAUACCUGUGCCAGCACCCAGGCUGUCAGAAGGCCUUCAGCAACUCCAGCGACCGUGCCAAGCACCAGCGCACCCACCUUGACACGAAGCCCUACGCCUGUCAGAUCCCUGGCUGCUCCAAGCGCUACACGGACCCCAGCUCCCUCCGCAAGCAUGUGAAGGCCCAUUCAGCCAAAGAGCAGCAGGUGCGUAAGAAGCUGCACACAGGCCCCGAUCCUGAGGCCGACGUCCUGACCGAGUGCUUGGCCCUGCAGCAGCUCCACGGGUCCACACAGCUGACGGCCAGCGACAGGAAGGGGGGCCGCAACCUGGGCCAGGAGCUGCUCCCAGGUGUGUAUCCUGGCUCCAUCACCUCCCACAACGGGCUCGCAUCAGGCAUCCUGCCCCCCAUGCACGAUGUCCCUUCCAGGCACCACGCGCUGGAUGCCACCACCAGUUCCCACCUCCAUCUGUCCCCUCUACCCACGGCCGAGAGCACCAGGGAUGGGUUGGGGCCCGGCCUCCUGUCACCCAUGGUCAGCCCACUGAAGGGGCUCGGGCCACCACCACUGCCACCGUCCUCUCAGAGCCAUUCCCCCGGGGGCCAGCCCUUCCCCACACUCCCCGGCAAGCCACCCUACCCGCCCUUCCAGAGCCCGCCCCCCGCACCUCUGCCCAGUCCACAAGGGCACCAGGGCACCUUCCACUCCGUCCAGAACCGCUUCCCCUAUGGCGACUGCUACCGGACAGCUGAGCCGGCGGCGGGUGGGGACGGCCUGGCCGGGGAGGCCCACGGGUUCAACCCCCUGCGGCCCAACGGCUACCACAGCCUCGGUGUGCCUCUACCUGCCACAGGCUACGAGGCCCUGGCCGAUGCCCCGUGCCCCACGGCGCUGCCACCACAGCCAUCCGAAGACAUUGCGUCCAGUGGCCCCGAGGACUGCAGCUUCUUCCCCAACGGGGCCUUUGACCACUGCCUGAGUCACAUCCCGUCCAUCUACACGGACACCUGAAGGAAGGCCUGCCGGCACCUGCCCGCCCUGCACCACAGACACUACCUUGCCCACUAGCCACCCGUUCCCACUCUCCGUGCACCCAGCCUGAGCAACCAGGCCAAAGCUCCCCACAAACUCAGGGCACCAGGUCUGCAGCGGCUGCCCUGUGCUGGCCGGGAAGGAUCGCCCAAGCCCGAGCUGGGUGCUCUGAGGUGCCUGCAGGAUCCGUGACCUGCGACAUUCUCUUGACUGUGUUUUCCUUUCCUCGCCCCAAUGGUUUUGAAAUCACAGACCUCGUGUAUAUAACAUGUACAGAACUUGUUUUCCAUUCCCCUUCCAGUUUUAUAUUUUGGGUUUUACAAGAAAAACAUUAAAAACUGGAAACAAGA